Messenger RNA from Ceraceosorus bombacis, 466 nucleotides. The record is from the annotation of a GenBank genome assembly. Lineage: Eukaryota; Fungi; Basidiomycota; Exobasidiomycetes; Ceraceosorales; Ceraceosoraceae.
AUGCCUGAGCUGAUACACAUCGUUCUCGUCAAGCUCAAGCCCUCUGUGCGGUCCGACGAGUCGGCCUUCUCCACCUUCGUCACCAAGUGCAACGAGCUGGGAACUUAUCCUUCUUUGCAGCCUCUCUUGACAGAGUUCAAAUGGGCCGAGCCAGUGUAUGCGGAUAGGACAAAGGGCUUCAAUUGGGCUCUGUACUCUCGAUUCCGUCAUCGUGAGGACUACGAGAAAUAUAGGGAUGAUGAAGGUCACAGAACGUAAGUGCCACCUUGCCAUCUCCGCUAGCCCACGAAAAUCAGACACAUUUUACGCUCGAUCACUUUUUCGCUUGAACAGCUUCGUCAAGGAGGUCAUGAGCCCAGCGCUAGACGGUAAGCGCGCGGUGCAGAUCCCUAUGAAGCUCAGUACGCUGCUCAUGCAGCUAUGCUUUCGCCUCGCAGAGAUCAUGGCGUAUGACUUGGAGGUUUGA